CGCGACGCACAAAAAAUGCAAAAUGCCCCCCUCCCGUGGGCAAAACUAUUUCCAGCACAGCUCCUCCAUACUUGUGAGAUAGAUACUGGCCACGGCCGCGCGAGACCAGGCCGAAUGGUAUGUUGUACGCCAAACAGCCCAGGGGGGCUUCACCGGGAACCCAAUUGACCAAUCGCGAGUCGAAACCAACAGCCCAAGCCGAAACCAAAGCCAAAAGUCAAGCUCGCGUGGUUUUGGACGUGUUGCUGUUGUGCGAUGCCAGACAUGUCGCUACGCACCGAGUACUGCGUCCACUGCGUCCACGUCCGUUGCAACAAUUGCCGGGCAGAGAAGAAGGCUGUCAGAUAGCCAGGUGCCUCAGAGACGCCGUGGUCCUCGCCAGGGAAGACAUGAAGAGAAGACAUGAUCGACAGGGUUGUGCUCGGAGAAGCUUGUUGACGAAAGCCUCGAGAACGGCCUGUGCAGCAGUCCCGAGCACUGCUUACGACCAGAGUUGGCGAGGUGUCUUUCGGGCCUUAGCUACCAGCACAGAAUAUUGGGCACGUUUGGGAGUGGGGGUUGAGGGGUUCAGGCACUUGAGCUUUGGGGGGUUCGGAAGGUACGGGAAACAAAAUAAAAAGGCGGCCAGGGGUAAGAGGCAUUCUGCCGAAGAAGCAGCUUUCGAGAAAAAGAAUCCGAUAAAGGAAAUGACGAGUCUGACGCAAAAGGAUCCCGUCCAUUGGCAAGAUGCCUUACUGGCUAAAGGGCCCCAAGUCCUAGCUGCCGGUGGUAAAGCUGCACUGUGUCGAUUGAUCAACAGACUGGGGAGAGGUGCUGGACCGGUGUGGCCUGGAUAUUCAGGAUGCCAAGCUGUGAUUCACAAGCCCCUGAUCAACGCCUGGUUUCUUUGGCCAGGGCGCGUUCGGCGAUCAUGCUGUGCCACCAGUCUUUGGCAGUGUCGGCGUAUCGCCAAAAGAGCCAGAUCACAAUCUCGGCCACGCACACAGCCCCAACAAGAAUGCUGGGGCUUGGAUCGAUGGGAAUGUACCCUACUUGGGUGCUCAGAAGGCUGGAUAUGAGAGCGAUAGGUGAGAUAGCCUGAUGCCCAAGAUGACAAGGUCAGCUCAAGAAUUCAUGGAUGGCCGCCACAUCCCAGGAUCAAGACUCACAAGUGCAAUAAUGGUUGCAUGCUCCAUCUUUCUCGCCGUGUUGUACUGGUACGUGGUGAGGUCAUGCUCGAGAGCCUUUUGUGCAUCCUUCACGCGAUUGUCCAGUCGAGCUCGCAUCUUGAUCAAUCUCUCCACCAGACGAUCAAGUCUCCGCUUCAGGUCAGCCAUUUCAGCUGCUCGGGCGUUCCGAAUGUUAUGCCUUUCGCGAGAGUUGCCACGUCCAGACUUGCCAUCGCAAAACAUCUCGCGAAUGAUGGGAUCAGACAAGCUCAACUGU
Messenger RNA from Microdochium trichocladiopsis, 1425 nucleotides. RefSeq lists its product as uncharacterized. NCBI's taxonomy places the organism in Eukaryota, Fungi, Ascomycota, Sordariomycetes, Xylariales, Microdochiaceae. The record is from RefSeq and is a predicted model, not a curated record. Bases 120 to 1058 code for a protein of 312 amino acids. The transcript is spliced from 3 exons.